AUGUCUCCAGCCGUCGCUCAAAUCGGCGCCGGAUCGGCCUCGAAGGAUGUCAAGCGCGAAUCCGGAACGGCGCGCUUGCUUGGUUCUGGAUCCGCUGGAAUCGCGGAGUUGCUUGUUUUUCAUCCGGUUGAUACAAUCGCCAAACGCUUGAUGAGCAAUCAAGGACGAGUCAAUACUACCGCUGCUCUGAACCAGGUCAUUUUCAGGGAAUACGCCUCGGCGUCUGUAGGCACAAAGUUUACUUCUUUGUUCCCUGGUCUUGGAUAUGCUGCUGGAUACAAGGUUCUCCAACGAAUCUAUAAAUACGGCGGUCAACCUUUCGUCCGCGAUUAUUUGGCGCAACACCACGGAUCGACUUUUGAUCAGACUUUUGGCAAGGGAACUGGAAAGGCUAUUAUGCACGCUACUGCUGGAAGUAUCGUCGGUAUCGGUGAAAUCGUCCUCCUGCCUCUCGACGUAUUGAAAAUCAAGCGCCAGACCAACCCCGAGGCCUUCCGUGGCCGCGGUCUGUUCAAGAUCAUUUCCGAUGAGGGCUUUGGUCUGUACCGGGGCGCUGGCUGGACGGCAGCCCGUAACGCGCCUGGCUCGUUUGCUCUCUUCGGCGGCUCCGCAUUCGCCAAAGAAUAUAUCUUCGCCCUGCAAGACUACAACCAGGCAUCCUGGAGCCAGAACUUCGUAGCCUCCAUCUUCGGCGCCAGCGCCUCGCUCAUCGUCUCCGCUCCGCUCGACGUGAUCAAGACGCGCAUCCAGAACCGCAACUUUGAGAACCCCGAAUCUGGCGCGCGUAUUGUGGCCAGCAUGUUUAAGAAUGAAGGAGCGUCUGCUUUCUUCAAGGGAUUGGUGCCCAAGUUGUUGAUGACGGGUCCCAAGCUUGUGUUUAGCUUUUGGUUGGCACAGACUUUGAUUCCGGCUUUUGGCACGGUUGUUUAG
Messenger RNA from Talaromyces atroroseus, 930 nucleotides. RefSeq names its product putative mitochondrial carrier. Gene Ontology annotation, cellular component: mitochondrion. The record is from RefSeq and is a predicted model, not a curated record. NCBI's taxonomy places the organism in Eukaryota, Fungi, Ascomycota, Eurotiomycetes, Eurotiales, Trichocomaceae. Bases 1 to 930 code for a protein of 309 amino acids. The transcript is spliced from 7 exons. Gene Ontology annotation, molecular function: guanine nucleotide transmembrane transporter activity.